UGAAAGUUGUACUUGUUUAUGAACUGAAUUUGGAUUUAUUUCAAUUUUCAACUAACGGUCAAAGCAAUCUUCAAUCGUUUUAAAGUUUGUUCUAACUUGAAAAUUGGAAUAUUAAAACAGCAUUACCGUCAUAUCAAAGAAAAUGAUAAAAACUAAAAAAUGGUCUGGUGGAACUGAAGAGGAGUAUGAAACCCAGCACUUUGGUUUUGGGUCUCAACGACUGAAAAUAGCGGUUCGACAAAUGGUAGAAGAUAAGAUACGCGCAUCUGUUACAAAGGCUUUUUAUGGUGUUCACAAUACUUUGGGAUUAAACGAAACUGAUGAAGUUUUAUUAGCCCAUACACGCGAGAAACUUAUUCGUCUGUAUUGUGAUAAAGCUAGUGCAGCAUUGAUUGUUAUUGAUACUGAAAUUGAAAAAAUGCUAAAGAUACCGCCAAAUGUACUUUUACCAGAAGAUGAAGAGCAGUCCAAGCAGAUUUCUGAAACAGAGUAUAACUCAUUGAAUGAAGAAGUAAAUAAUCUCAAGAAAAAAGUGCUGCGGGGUGCAUUAAUGGAAUCUUGGUUAUCUAAAGAAGAUAAAGAGUUAUCGUCUAUUGAGGAUGUUUUAGAACUUACAAAAAAAGAUAUGGAAGUGGUUGAUGCGAUGCAAAGGAAUUUAGAAAGUCCAGAUGUAGUUAAAGCUAUGAUCAACAAAGUUCAAUUUUUAAGUGCAAGAUUGCCAUUUAUUGAAAUUGAUGAUAAAUUGUAUAAAGAUUAGGGUAAGUGAAUUAUAACAAUAAUUAGUGAAUAAUAUAAUAAUAUAAAUAAAUAAAAGAUUAAAAUAAAGACUUAGUUUUAGUAGUAGUAUGCUCCUAUACCCAAUGUAUGUUAUGUGUGCUAAUAAGGCAGGUUAAUUCAAAUAUUUAUUUUGUCUCUAGCUGUAAAAUCAGUACAUUCUCAGUACAUAUUUACAAUCUGUAUUGUUUAUAGUUUUUAUAACAUACUAACACUUCUGGUGAUUCCUGCAUAGGUAUUGGUAUCAUAAAAACAUAGUAACAGGUACUUUUUAUUUUUUGUAAAAACACAUCUUACAUCAUCUAUAACUGAGAACAACAACAUUUAUUUCAUUCUAUUACACAAACUUAUUUAACAUUUAUGAGUUCCUCUAUAAAAUAUAUUUUCAUAAAUGAAAACAUAGUCUAAAAGGUUUAUAUAGCUUGGCACAAUUACUAUCUGCAAGUAAAGUUAAAAAUGUAAAUCAAUUUUUAACAUACUAUCUACCAACAUCAUUAGUUCUUAUUAAAAAUUACCAAAUACAAUUUGUAUGUAUUGUCACAACAUAAUUUUAUAUCGACAUCAAAGUACCAUCAGCAUAUUACAAAAUUUAAAAUGAAUAAUUCAUAAUGCACAUACACUGCCUAAUUUUGUCUAUAAUAAUAAAAACAUUACUACAUUCAUAAACUUAAUGAUCAAUCAUUUCCAUUUUAUAAAUUGGUCAAUUCGACAGUUUGGUCUAAUGGUUAAUGGUUUGUGGACUCAUUCUCUGCACUUAGAGGCUCACUAGGUCUGUUGUACGUAAGUCCUGGCUAACUAAGCAAGCCUAACUCCUUCCAAAAGCCCAGAAGCUUCCUGGGGACUUCACAGGUUUCACGGUGCGACCUCACCGUUCCGAGGAUUCAGUUUGGUCUAAUUUGUGGUCAUAAAUAUUAAAACCAUAUUUAAAUCCCAAAUUGUAUCUGGCAUUGGAUCUAAUCCUAAUAAAAACUAUUUAUAUCACAUUUAUGUCUUACAAUUCUAUGAAAAAGUAACAUUUACAAAAAUAAUGAGCAUAUUGAUGCUGAAUUUACUAAGACAUCAACUAACACUUAGGUUACAACAACAUGACAAGCAUGACCAUAUAAGGAAUGUUUAUUGAGCCUGUAUGGCCAAUUUCAAUAACUAGCUUACAUUACAAUUGUCACAUAAAAUUAUACUGCUAGCUAAUUUACAAAUAGACAUGAAAAAGCUAAAAUGUUCUGCGUAACAUAGAAAAUUAUUUUCAUUUAAAGUCGUUAUUUCUGUCUUGUAGAACAUUAUUGAAACAACGAUUUGAAUUUUUGUGUUUACAAAAAUAUAUUUUUGUAAGAA
This is a messenger RNA of Pieris napi, 2106 nucleotides long. Its product is annotated as protein MIS12 homolog. The record is from RefSeq and is a predicted model, not a curated record. The transcript is spliced from 2 exons. Bases 143 to 757 code for a protein of 204 amino acids. NCBI's taxonomy places the organism in Eukaryota, Metazoa, Arthropoda, Insecta, Lepidoptera, Pieridae.